AACAACAUUAACCUCUUUUUUUUUUUGCAGAUUCAUAUCAAUGAUAUAGUUCUCUAGAAAAAAAAUCAGAAAAGAAAUGAGAUCCUUUUUUUCCCACAUCCAUUAAUAGUGAGAAGAAAAGAAGACAAAUAUGUUACAAGCUCUAACGGGACUCCAAUUUCAACAGAAAGAACAAUUAGGAGAAAAGGAGAGGAGACUUCAACUCAGCCAGGAAUCCAGGGCCCAGCGUACACAGUUCCACUUGCAAUUUUCAUGCAAACCAAUGUUUCAGAGACUUUUCUCAGUAAGACCAGAAAUUUCUUCAAGUCAAUUACCAUCUUUUUCUAAGGUCUCAGCACACCUGGAAAGUCCUGCGAAGUCCCAGCUACAGAAAGUGCAGAGACAAGUAAAACCCUUCAUGACCCUUGACUACCAAAUCGUCAACCAGACUCUUAAACGGUCACAGCCUCCAACGCCAAGCAGUGCGCUUCUGCUACAGCAUGGGCACCCUUCUCCCGAGAGUGAGACUGGCCUUACUGGAAAUCCACUCACCAAGUUACUAACUCUUGGGAAAGAAGAUGACAAUGUGGAAUGGCAUAUGGAAGACGUUAUUGAGGAUAUAAUCGGUAUGGAAUCAAGUUUUAAAGAGGAAGGAACAGACUCUCCUCUGCUAAUGCAAAGAACAUUAUCUGGAAGUAUUUUGGAUGUGUAUAGUGGUGAUCAGGGAAUUUCUCCAGUUAAUAUGGGCCUUACAAGUGCUUCCUGUCCAAGUAGUCUGCCAAUGAAAAGAGAAAUUACAGAAACAGAUACACGAGCUUUGGCAAAAGAGAGACAAAAAAAGGACAACCACAAUCUCAUUGAAAGAAGAAGAAGGUAUAACAUUAAUUACCGAAUCAAGGAGCUUGGCACUCUUAUUCCAAAGUCUAAUGAUCCUGAUACGCGCUGGAACAAAGGAACCAUUCUGAAAGCAUCAGUGGAGUACAUCAAGUGGCUACAAAAAGAACAACAGAGAGCUCGAGAAUUAGAACACAGACAGAAGAAAUUAGAGCAGGCUAACAGGAGGCUUCUACUCCGAAUUCAGGAACUAGAAAUACAGGCUCGUGCUCAUGGUCUGCCAGCCCUGGCUUCACUUGGCACAGUUGAUUUAGGUGCUCAUGUCACCAAACAACACACCCAUCUUGAGCAGAAUUCAGUAGACUAUUGCCAACAACUGACUCUGUCUCAGGGGACCAGCCCUGAGCUCUGUGAUCAAGCUAUGGCCUUCUCUGAUCCUUUGUCACACUUCACAGAUUUAUCAUUUAGUGCCUCUUUGAAAGAGGAACAAAGAUUGAAUGACAUGCUACUGGAUGACACAGUAUCUCCAUUUGGAACAGAUCCUCUGCUGUCUGCCACUUCCCCUGCAGUUUCCAAAGAAAGCAGUAGGAGAAGUAGUCUUAGCUCAGAUGAUGGCGAUGAGUUAUAAAAAACAGACAGGCUCGAUUCAUCAACUGGGAAGCAAUUCUAUGCAGGUGCUAUGCAAUUACGUUCUGUUUCAUAUAUUGCUUUGGCUUAAUUUUUCCAAAAGGAAUAUACCGUUCAAGAGAAACUGAUUAUAAACGACAGAAGAAUUCACAGGAAGAAGAAACAUGGUGUUGAAGAUUAUUGAGAACAAAAAAGGAAUUUUUCCUCUUUGACUAAGAUGUCCAAAUCUGCCUAAAUUUUGUUUUCCUGGAAAGAGGUACAACAUAAGAAAUAGCUCUCUACUGAUGUUUUAAAAGUAGCAAUGGAGUGAUGUACCAUUGGAACUAACACACUGCAGGGAGUAAACCUACUGAAAUAUACAAACCUUUUCUUAUUCACUUCUAACUCCUUCCUAGUCCAGUCUUACCUUAGUUUUCAAGUAUCAAGCUCAACAGACUUGGUAGUUCAUUGCCUUUCUCCACUAUCUAAUGGGAUGUGUUGGUUAAAGUUCAAAUUUGAUAGAGGAAAUAGUUAAAAGACACUGUUAUCUGUCACUUCUAAUUGAAAAGUGAAUCUAUAAUGAACAUUAGAAUUUUCCGCAAUAAAAUACCAAAAAUAUAUAAAAACUUUGCUUUCUAAAAUUAGGCCCUAAUUCCUUUAGUCAGUUCAAUUAUAGUAAUUCUAAGAAUAUCUUUGCAUAUUUAUGGAGACAUUCUAUGUUCAAAGAAGGAACACACUGAAUACUUUCCUUAAGAAUCUGCACUGAAAAUUUACCACUUCACACAAACAUACACUUACACACAGGCACACAAUGUAGGUAGUAUAUUUCCUUUUUGUUUUCCUUCACUUUUGUGAUUUUCUAAUCAGCAUCAGAAACCACAGUCCAAAUCAUCUCUUUUUCAACAAAAAGAGAUGUUGGAUAAUCAAUUUCAGUAAGUAAAAUACACACACAUACACACACACACACACACACACCUACUAGGAGAAUUCCUCAGCUAUCUAAAAUUUAUCGCUGUCUUUAAAAAUGCAUGUAAAUUAAUUAGGUGAUACUGUUUUGCUCCAAAUUGACAACAUGGAAAAUUAGUUUUCCAACUGACAAAAUCAUUUGUAAAACAGACUCUUCGUUAUUACGUUGAGCUCUGACUGGAGGACAAAUCUCCAUUCCCAUAAGUACUUAGAGCACCCUCUGACUUUGCUAGCUAUGUUAGUAUUUGUUAAAAAUUGUGUGACUAUAAUGCUUUAUUCAAAAUUUUCUCUUUUGAGCUUGGGAUUGGGGUUGACCUACCAAGGCUGUUGCUCAGUGCUGGACUUCUAUGAUUGCUCAUCUGAUCAAUGAGUAUUUUAUGGAGAGAUACUCAAACUGCAAUGCAUCCUGUGAAAAUGUAGAACACAUGAGCAAGAUAUGGUCUUACUCCUCAGAGAGUAACAAGACUGCAUGAGAAACAACAGCAGAAAAUAGAAGACACACGAAUUAAACUCUACAUGGUACAGUAUAAGCUGUAAAUAUAGAAAGUCAGAGAAAAUGAAAACGAAUAAAGGUUGGAGAAUCACAAACCUCUAUGGGAAGGUAGAAUGUAACUUAUUUUAAAAUCAUAAAUUUGGAUAAGGGGAAGGCAUAUUAGAGAAUAAUAUCAACCAAAUGGUAAAAGUGAGAAUAAGUUGAGGAUGUGUCUUCAUGGGACAUUCGUUAGAAAGUUCCGGCCACCCUAGAGGAUGCCAGCUUGAAAGUCCUGGAAAAUAAUAUUGGCAACAUGUUGUACAAGACCUUGAAUACUAGAAUGAAAUGAUAUGGUAUAAAUUGAUUUUUUUUUUUACUGGAAGAGAUAAGCCUAAAAAUUAAAAUGCUACUGUACAUUACUAAAGUAAUUUGGAGAUAAUCUUUCUUGACUAUUAACUUCGGGAUAACUUUUUGAAAGGGUGCUUUAGGUAUUACAUAUAGGGAACUAUGUCAUCAUGAAAUUUGAGACAUAAUGCUAAUGAAAGUGGGAACAUAUUAAAUUCUUAUGGUCUAAUAAUUACCUCAGGCUUAGCUUAUAACAUUAGUCCAGAGUUUGGAGAAUUAAAAUGAUUUUUAUUGUUUGACAUGGAAAAAUAAUUCUAAAUUUAUGGGAAUAGUCAUUAGAUCCAGAUAGAUAAAUUCAUCUGAAAUAUGCCAUGUGAAAAGAGCGAUAAGAUACACUUCCUCAAGAAUUUCCAAGAUAUAAUAUACUUCUCACUUUAUGGUAAAAUCCCCCUUUAUUAUCUGGGUCAAUAGUUUACUAUUACAAUAUAAAUCAUAGAAAAGAUAGACUCAUAUUUUUGAGUCCAUGUAAAACACAUUCCAGAUAGAGGCUGAUCUCUAUUUUCAUUUUAUCCAGUAUUCUCAUUUCUUCAUAUUCUGAGAAGACUUGCAUUCAUGAUGUCAUUACUCCGUCAUUAUUUUCCAUUUUGUUAAAAUACUACUGCGCAACCCUGAAACACAUUCCUCAUAAUCUUAGCUAAUGGAAGAGCUUGCCACAGGUGGUAGAGCCUGGACAAACGAGAUCUGGAAAGGGUACGACUAAUAUUUGCUGCUACUUUCAGAUUGUAAUAGCUACCAGGGGACUGUAGAAUAGGUAAUGGAUUUUUAAAAACUGAGUAAAGAGUGGUGCUCUGUCACACUUAACUGAAAUAGAUUAAAAAAUUAAUUUUAGUCAGUAGUUCUUAACUUUUUAACGUGUUGAGAAUCUAAUGAAAGUUAUCGACUCCCCAGAAAAAUACAGAGUUGUAUAUACAGCCGAAAAUUUGCAUGUACCUAAAGGUUUUACGAACCUCCUGAAUGUCUCAUUGAAUGCCAGGUAAAGAAUUCCUCUAUCAGUUCUGUUACUUUAAUGGAUAGAAUUGUAGCUAUGUAUCUCUCAAGAGCUAAGUGAGUAGUUACUGUUAUAUACAGUGAUGGAGGAGGGAGCCCUAGUUAUCUGUAUAUCACUCUCUCAACCCCCAAAGUGAGGAGGUUGCCUAGGAAAGUGAAAGUGUACCAAACACUAGACUAUUCACAAAGGAAGUAGACCCCUUCUUAUAAAGACCUCUACUUAUAAAGUAGACCCCUUCCCCUGUUGUUUAUAUACCUCCUGUUAUAUACUCAUGUUAUAUAUUCAUAGGCCAGUUUCUCUGUGAUUAUUGGAUAUAGUAAACAUCUGAUGUUAACAUUUUAAAAUGAGCAUAUAAAUAUCAAAAAUAUAUAAAUCAAAAGCAAAUUAUUUGAGUACCUAAGAAUCAAGAGAGAUCCUGGGGAAACUGAUGGAUGUCUACAAUAUUUUUGUAGAAAUGAGACUUACUACAGUAAAACAGGUAUAUUGUUUAUCAAACAAUUUUGUUACAAAAAGCAUCGGCUAUCGCUGGACUCUAAUAUACAAUUAACCAAGCUUUGUUCAUUCAAAGAAUCAAUGCAUAAUUGUAAUUAUAAUAAAGUUUGUUUAAAAUAAGAUAAAAGUUUUAUUUUAAUUACUUUUUGUUAUCUUUUCAAGAUAAUGUCUCAUUCAAUCUUUUGUCUCUACUUAUUAUAAAAUAUUGGCUAUCAUCUUUUCAUGGAUUCACAUUAAGCAGCCUUUCUAAUUCCAAAUUAUCUUGAAAUAACAAGUGCCUCCUAUGAGUACCUCUUCAUAUUUUUUUCUUUAUUAGUGUCCUUUCCCAUAACUUGCAGAAUUUAUAUAUACAGACUAACUUUUCUCAGUUUACGGACAUGAUAUCAGUGACUAUAGCCUUCUUUCUGUGGGUACAAAAGUUCUAAAUAAUAAAUACACAGAUGAGCUAAAGACAUUGAGAAAUAGCCUUCCUCAUUUUUUUUAACUCAUUUUUUUCCACUCACAUGACUGUAAAUAAAAUAUUUAAUAGCUCUUACUUUAAAAAAAUUAGGCAUGAGUUUCUUGAUUUGGCAUGCUCAUUUACCUUUAUGUCAGGGGAGAAGUUAGAUUUCUCAACGUUAAGAAGAAUGUAUUUUUUCUUUGUUUUGCUAGAUUGAGUCAUAUUUGAAUUUUAUUAUACUUCAAAGUAUCAUGAAAAUACUUUUUUUGCGGUUCUGAUAUUGUGGAAUUUUGAUGUUUAAAUUAAUAAAUGUCAUAACUAUAAGUGUUUUAAUGUUUUUACAAUAUCCCUAGGCUGAUAUUUAGUGAUCUUAUAAUAUCUAAGAUGUAGAUGAAAACUGGAAUCAAUUAAUCAUUUGCUGUGUUAUCAGCACUAGAUCAACCAUCUGGGUUUCUUGAAAACACCUGAAGGAUUGAAUUUUGCUUCAGUAUUGAUAAUGACACAGCCCAUAUACGCUAGAUGGAAUGACAUCAUUUGCCCUUCCAGUGGCCCGCAUGUUGAUAAGUAUAAGAUGUCAACUUGAGUUAGUGUAAGUUACAUAUACAGAGAUUUCAUUAAAUGUGCUUAACAAAUACUAAACACAUUUAGAGUGUUGCUGAUCUAAUGUGUCAUAUGACCUUCCUAUAAUCAUUAGUCUUUGCAUAUACCAAUAUUUUUCAUUUGUAUAAUAUUUAAUUUGUAAACAAGGAAAUGAUUAAAAAACGGAUAAAAAUAGUUAUCUUAAAAUUUUUGUGUUACCUUUUUUCUGUGAAGUUCAUAGAGAAUUUGAGUGUAUAAGAGAUUAUCAGAAAAUACUUAUUUUGAUUAAAAAAAAACAACCUCCCACUGGAUUCAACUAAUUGAAUCAUGAAAUGCUACUAUUCAUUGUUGUAUACAUAAAAGGGAAUAUUUUGUCUUCUUCCUGUGAAAGGAUUUAUGUAUGUAUUUCUACAUAUCCAAAUUGUUUCUCUUAACCCUCAGUAAAAUGUGUUUUUCCUACAUUUAUUUAAUAGGCUUCAAGAAUAAAGCUAAAGACUUUUGUGUUUGCAAUGCUACCUCCCCCAUUCCUGCACUACCAUUUUUUUUCAAAAAUUCUGUAUUGUCAACUUUAUUUUUUCCAAAGAAAUAAAUUCUGUAUCUGUGUUAUUUAAAA
Molecule: messenger RNA, 6373 nt
Organism: Acinonyx jubatus (cheetah)
Lineage: Eukaryota; Metazoa; Chordata; Mammalia; Carnivora; Felidae
Gene: TFEC
Product: transcription factor EC
Exons: 9
Coding region: 131-1441 (436 amino acids)
Biological process (GO): regulation of transcription by RNA polymerase II
Cellular component (GO): nucleus
Molecular function (GO): RNA polymerase II cis-regulatory region sequence-specific DNA binding; protein dimerization activity; DNA-binding transcription factor activity, RNA polymerase II-specific
Source: RefSeq, a predicted model, not a curated record